Molecule: messenger RNA, 5550 nt
Organism: Triplophysa dalaica
Lineage: Eukaryota; Metazoa; Chordata; Actinopteri; Cypriniformes; Nemacheilidae
Gene: ptk2aa
Product: protein tyrosine kinase 2aa
Exons: 34
Coding region: 1324-4734 (1136 amino acids)
Biological process (GO): protein phosphorylation; signal complex assembly
Cellular component (GO): focal adhesion; cytoskeleton
Molecular function (GO): protein tyrosine kinase activity; ATP binding
Source: RefSeq, a predicted model, not a curated record
UGAUCAGGUAUCUCACUAAAGGGAUGUAUUUAGCAAUAACAGCCGGCUGCUUGUACAUUAUCCCGCUUUUUACACGGCUACUUGCCACAUGAGAAAACAACUGGACAUGAAAGUGAAAUAUGAAUUUAAAAUACUUUAUUAGAUCAUUUUUACCAAAUGUAGACAUUCUACGAGGAAAAGCUGUUUAGUUUUGGUUUUAUUAGCAAAUUAAUAUUAAGCUGCAUCUUUUGAUUUGCAGCAUCCGGGUUACAGGGUGUUUUUGUUAUUUGAAAAUAACAACCCUUGGAAUGUCUUGACUGGCCAAUCACAAUCAAGCAUUCAAAAGAGCCAUGUAAUAAUAGACAUUAAGGUCCACAAUUCUAAGAAAAGAAGUCAGAAUUAUGAGGAAUAAACUCACAAUUGUGAGAAAAAGUCAAAACUGUGAGACGUAAAGUUGCAAAUACCUAAAGAUUACUUAAAAAAAGAAACUCACGGACAACUAUCACUUAUUCAGGACAUUACUAAAUAAAAUUAACAUGCAAUUUCUAUGACCCUAAACUACACUAACGAAAAAGGAAAACUUAAUCCGUGCUUCUUCAUCAUUUUUGCGUCUGAGAAUGUCCCACAUGUCUAAGAGAUCUUGACGUCUGCACGCCAGAGAUACGCACAGCACAUGGGUUUGAAGGAUUUCCUUUACACAACACACUAAAAAAGACACACGCACGCACACAAACCCACUCACACACACACACACACACAUGAGCAUUUCUCAGUUUGUAAGUGUUUCAACAGCACUGAUGGACUGUUGGUCUGGAUGUCGUGGCUCUUGUGUGAUAAUUGAUUGGUUUUGGCUUCGGGGUGAAGAAACAAAAGUGUUUAACAGACUGAAUUCAGUGAAGAGCAGCUGUAGCCUGGAGGGCAUCUCGUCGCUCUAUACAACCAGUGCAUGAUGGGUAACGGCACGGGGCUCAGAGACGCCGAGCGGGCCACUCGUGAUAUGCGGUCCCAGUCUGAUUCUGAAAGGAAACAAGGUUUCAAUUUGCAUAUUAAUGAGGCAUCAGUGACUCCGCCCCCUGUGUGCUGAAUUCUGGCCUUUUCUCAACACAAUCAGCUCAGUCGCCUCUGUGAGGCAGAACACAACAAGCACCAUCUGUCACUCUGUGUCUCCUAUGAGAUCACUUCAGACUCGUCCUGUGAACGCUGGGUCACGUCUGUUGUCGGGCGGGAUUGUGCGUGGAGCGGAAAGAUCCGACAGGAGUCUGUGUAUCGCUGCGGAUCAGGACCUGGAUUAAGCCCUUACAGGAGAAUAGUGUGUUUGUGUAGUGGGACGUCGCCCUGCUUCUCAUGCGGGUGUUUGAGAGCGGAGGGUGCUGGAUGGCCCUCACAGCGGCUUCAGACAGACAGUCAGUCGUCUACAUGGAGAAAAGACGAUGUAGCCCUUUCCCCUUAUGCUGGGCUGGAGAAUAUGACAGACACCUAGCACACAGCAAAGGCAUGGCGACGGCAUACCUGGAGCCCAACCUCAACCACACCCUGGGGGGCGGAGCCAAGGCUCGUCUCAGCGCAGGGACGGAGCGGGCACCCGGAGCACCUGACCGCGUCCUUAAGGUCUUCCAUCAUUUCGAGAACAACAGUGAACGCAGCACUUGGUCCAGCAACAUCCGACAUGGAGAUGCAACAGAUGUCAGGGGAAUCAUUCAGAAGAUUGUGGACAUUCAUAAAGUCAAACACGUGGCUUGUUUCGGGCUGCGUCUCACUCACGUCCCGUCGGGCGACAUCCACUGGCUCCACCCUGAUAUGGGCGUAUCUCACGUGAGGGAGACGUACGAACAGAACCGCCCCCAGGAUGAGUGGAGGUAUGAAUUGCGGGUUCGUUACCUGCCCAAGGGUUUCCUGAAUCGGUUUACUGAAGACAAACCGACACUGAAUUAUUUUUACCAGCAGGUGAAGAAUGACUACAUGUUGGAGAUGGCGGAUCAGGUGGAGCAGGAGAUCGCUCUGAAGUUAGGCUGUCUAGAGAUCAGGAGAUUCUACAGAGAAAUGAGAGGAAACGCUCUGGAUAAGAAAUCCAACUAUGAACUGUUAGAGAAAGAUGUCGGUCUCAGGCGCUUCUUCCCCAAAAGUUUACUGGAGUCUGUAAAGGCCAAAACUCUGAGGAAACAGAUCCAACAAACCUUCAAGCAGUUUGCCAACCUGAACGAUGAGCAGAGCAUUCUGAUGUUUUUUGAGAUCCUGACAUCUGUGUACAGAUUUGAUAAGGAAUGCUUCAGAUGUGCUCUGGGGUCCAGUUGGGUUAUAUCGGUGGAUCUUGCUAUAGGUCCAGAGGAGGGAAUCAGUUACCUGACAGACAAGGGCUCAACCCCGACACAUCUGGCUAACUUCACUCAGGUUCAGAGUAUUCAAUACUCGUGUGUGGAGGAGAGAGAGAGGAAGGGCGUCCUACAGCUGGAUGUGGCAGGAGCUCCUGAGCCUCUCACCAUCAGCACAUCAAACUUCACCACCGCAGAGAACAUGGCUGACCUCAUCGACGGCUACUGUCGACUGCUCAGUGCCGUCAGCCAGUCCUUCAUCAUCAGACCUCAGAAAGAGGGUGAGAGAGCUCUUCCGUCCAUUCCAAAAGUUAGCAACAAUGAGAAGCGGCUUGAGGGAAUUCGUGCAGGUGUUCGAGCUAUCUCUGUGUCAGACUCUGAGCUUCAGACGCCCAUCAGAUCUACUAAAGCCCGACGCUUUCUCCUGCCGUUUGUUCUGUGUUCCCACGAGUCUCCUCCUCAGGCAGCAGAUGGUAGUGGAGAUGAAACAGACGACUACGCAGAGAUCAUCGAUGAAGAAGACACCUACACUAUGCCCUCUACUGAGGUCUAUGGAUUAGGCGCAGCUCAGGACUAUGAAAUCCAGCGAGACAGGAUCGAGCUGGGCCGGUGUAUCGGCGAGGGACAGUUUGGAGACGUCCACCAGGGGGUCUACAUCAGUCCGGAGAAUCCAUCUCUCUCCGUGGCCAUAAAGACGUGUAAAAACUGCACAUCAGACAGCGUACGUGAGAAGUUUCUGCAGGAGGCCUUGACAAUGAGACAGUUUGAUCAUCCACACAUCGUGAAGCUGAUCGGAAUAAUCACAGAAAAUCCCGUCUGGAUCAUUAUGGAGCUGUGUACACUCGGAGAGUUGAGGUCGUUCCUACAAGUGAGAAAGUACAACCUGGAUCUGUCCACACUGAUUCUGUUCGCCCACCAGCUGAGCACAGCGCUGGCGUACCUGGAGAGCAAACGCUUCGUACACAGGGACAUCGCUGCCAGAAAUGUGUUGGUGUCUUCCAUAGAUUGUGUGAAACUGGGUGACUUUGGUCUGUCCAGAUACAUGGAGGACAGUUCUUAUUACAAAGCUUCUAAAGGGAAACUGCCCAUCAAAUGGAUGGCUCCUGAAUCCAUAAACUUCCGUCGGUUCACCUCAGCCAGUGACGUCUGGAUGUUUGGUGUGUGUAUGUGGGAGAUUCUCAUGUUUGGAAUAAAGCCCUUCCAGGGCGUGAAGAAUAACGAUGUCAUCGGGCGGAUAGAGAACGGCGAGAGGCUGGCGAUGCCCCCCAACUGCCCCCCCACCCUCUACAGCCUGAUGACCAAAUGUUGGGCGUACGACCCCAGCAAACGUCCUCGAUUCACAGAGCUCAAAACACAACUCAGCACUAUCUUAGAAGAGGAGAAGGUCCAGCAGGAGGAGAGGUUUCGUAUGGAGGUGAGGAGACAGGUGACGGUGUCGUGGGAUUCUGGUCAUUCAGACGAGGCUCCUCCGAAGCCCAGCAGACCUGGUUACCCGAGCCCUCGCACCAGUGAUGGAUAUUACCCCAGUCCACAACAUCAGCACAACCAUUACCAGGUAUCUGGAUAUCCGGGCACACACGUGUCAGGUGCAGCGUUUCCUCCUCAAGCCUCUGUACUGGAUUCUCAGGACACCUGGAAUCAUCACAGACAAGAGAUUCCCGUCUGGUCCCCAAACCUGGAGGAUGGGGCGGCUCUGGGGCGGAGUCAAGGUCACCUGAUGGAGGAAACUCUCAUCAAACAACAGCAACAGAUGGAAGAAGACCAGAGAUGGUUAGAGCAGGAGGAGAGUUUCCUGAAACUGGAGUCGGGGAACCCGAGGGGCAGCAUCGAGCGUGAGGAUGUUCCUCUCCAGGGGUCGAUAGGAAAGCAGCACGUUUACCAGCCGGUGGGUAAAGCAGCAGAUCAUGUGCUGCCUCCAAAGAAACCUCCUCGUCCAGGAGCUGCGGGUCAUGUGACCAGUCUGAACCCAGUGGAGAAUUAUAAUGAGGGUGUAAAGAUUCAGCCUCAGGAAAUCAGUCCACCGCCGACAGCCAACCUGGACCGAUCUAAUGAUAAAGUUUAUGAGAACGUGACGGGGCUUGUGAAAGCUGUUAUUGAGAUGUCCAGCAGAAUCCAGCCGGCACCUCCUGAAGAAUACGUCCCCAUGGUGAAGGAUGUUGGUUUGGCUCUCAGAACGUUACUGGCCACAGUGGACGAGACCAUACCAGUGUUACCUGCCAGCACACACAGAGAGAUCGAGAUGGCACAGAAGCUUCUGAACUCUGAUCUGGCUGAACUCAUCGGUAAGAUGCGUCUGGCGCAGCAGUACGUCCUCACCAGUCUACAGCAAGACUACAAGAAACAGAUGCUUACGGCCGCACACGCGCUCGCUGUGGACGCCAAGAACCUGCUGGACGUCAUCGAUCAAGCUCGUCUGAAGAUGUUGGCUCACAACCGGCCGCUCUAGUUUCUCCAGAAUGGCUGGAUCAUCGGAGGGACGGAUCGGCACGGGGUGUCCGGGGAGACCCGAUUCAGUACUCCUCACGGUUUUAAAGCGAGAACUGCUCGCGGAAGUUUAGUUUUUUUACAAAGAGGACGACAAACACUUUUGUUUUAUACACCUCGAGUGUUGCGUUUUAUUUUGUAUCCAGAGCGAAGAUCAUCUUCGAUCCUCCUACCAAAUGUUGUCAGCGCUGGAGAAACCUGCAACUGGAACCCACAUGAACUCUGAGCCGCGGUCAUGAUUGAGGUUUCUAUCGUAUUCCAAAGGUUUAUAAACAUCACGAACGCUUCCUUUACAUACUUGUGUAUGUUGACCUCAAAUGGGCACUGAGGGCUUGUGUUCUCCUCUGAUAUGAUGUCCUUGAAGAGUUUUGUACCGGUCUCACUAUGACUAAAGCCAAACUACAGCAGCGGUAUUUCACAUAUUUUUUGAGGAAUCGUAACUUCUUGUAUGAGAGAAAGAGGGAUUUAUAUGAAAACAAAGAGAGGUGACCCCGAUGGGACAGAAGCUAAUAUCACAUAUCACACACUUGAAGCACACGCUAAACCAUUUAAUCAGCUGCCUUCCAACUACAAGACGUAUAUUCUGUAAAAUCAUGAUCUGCUUUAUUUUUUAUCAGGUUUUCACACCUCUGGGUUUUAUAAAGCCUUUGAGUUUUCAUGCUAAUAUCUUGUGUACAGAACAAUCGUGAAUCCAUUUUGUCAUUCUGGUAUAAAUUAUUCUCAGGAAGAAGCAAACUGUAUAGAGCUUUUAACUAAUAAAAGAUGAUCAAUAUCUUUA